Molecule: messenger RNA, 285 nt
Organism: Rotaria sp. Silwood1
Lineage: Eukaryota; Metazoa; Rotifera; Eurotatoria; Philodinida; Philodinidae
Source: the annotation of a GenBank genome assembly
AUGCAUAUAUCUCUGUUUAUUACUAUUAUUCUUACAUUUAUCCAGUCGAUUUUAAGUGCACAUGUUGAAGAUAAUCGAAUUGUUAUUGGAUCAAGUGUGGGUGGUGUGCUCGGUUUGAUAAUCUUGAUCCUUGAUCUUAUUGCUAUUUUUGAAUUACUCAAAUCAAGUAGUCAUGGUUUAUGUUCGAAAAUUAUUUGGAUUUUAAUUAUUAUCUUUUUUCCUAUUGGUGGUUUGAUUUUAUAUUGUUGUUGUGCUCGAUCUAAUACAGUUGAUGAAAUUGUUUAA